AUUCCAGAUCCAGAGGAUUCCCAUUCAAGUUGUACCGGGUCAUGAUACGACUUUGCCUCAAGUCAUGAUGGCUCAACGUCCCAGGAUCAAAUUUUCAGGAUCUCAGGGUCUGGAGUCUCCGUGCCCCGCCUUCCGUGCCGCCUUCCAUUGCGAUGGUGCGGCCGAAUGAGCGUUUGGACAUCGGACCCGCAACCAGUACGCCAGAGAAGUUAUCGAGACCUCAGAAGCGGCGACGCCGCUUGCAACGAUUAGCCGUGCAUCGUGCAGCAGAACCUUGCACCAACGAUCGCCGCAUAUCGGAGGACGCUGGCCCCCUUAGAUAGAAUUGCCCAUCGUCUCGAGCGCAUCGAGAACAUGCUGUCCAAACAUCUGCUGUAUUUGGCGGUUCCUCAGUAGAGUCCGCCUCGUUCUCUGCAUGGGGUAUGGUGCGACGAUUUGGCUUGUCCAUUGCAACAUCCAGGACCCCGAAUGUGUGACAUGGUCGAUAAAGGCCCGCCUGUUACGAACAUCACUUUGAGUCGCGAUGCGGACGAGUUCGUUCCAACAGGACAUGGCGAGCAGCUGGGUGAUUCCCGAUCUGUGCCAUCGGGUUUUUGGCACAACCUGCGCGGAAAGGUCAAGGUCAAUGGUAAAGGCGUGAUGAAGGAACCUUUUGACACAUAUGGCAGUGCUUCGUCAUCUGUUGGCUCUGAAGACCUCGCCCAUGAGCGCGACAGCUUGACGAUUACCCCGACUGAGCUUGAAACGCUGGUGGAGGACGGGGCUUUGCAACCCAGCGGGCGUUAGGAGGCCAGAUAUAUGGGUACAUGUGCUGCAUGUGGAGAUCGAUUAGCUCCAACUUGGUAUUCGCAUGACGGUGGGCGUCCGCUCUGCCAUUGUUGUGUUGAUUCAAAUUUGCUGCCCGAUAGCAUGAACGUCGAGUAGCAGCGCGAUUCUGCGUUCGACCAGCCAGCGGCUGGCUCUGCAGCGUGUAUGUCUCUGUCCCGAACGACGCUUUUUUGUGCCAUGACUUGCUCGGGCGCGCCCCUCGCGCACGAAUGCAUCCUGGAUGGCCCCGCCGAUGGAGAUCAAGAUUGGCCCGAUUUGGUCGCGAACGAACAAGCUGAGUUUCAAAGUUGCUUCACAGAGCGCUUGCAGCAAAGGGCCAAUAGUUUUGUCGUCUGAGAUGAGUUCGGAAUUUGAUGCCGCAGCGACCGCCAGCGAACAGCACGAUUGUUCAGCAUCUCGGCGCCACGUGUCCCAAGCUAGCCGGCUCAAAGAGCAAUUGGACGGUAUGCGUGGCGCCGCUGACUAGAGGAGCAACCGUGGGCAUCUCAAAGACGGCAGAAUAAUCAUUCCUUGGACUGGCGUGAUCGACCACAUCGCAACAGUGAUCUAGGUAGUGCGCGCGCAGCCGAGCCAAUUCACGAGUAGCUUGGUGCAGUAGGUGCAGACACCUUGCAUCUAGUAAAUACCCUUGCGGUCUGCAUGAACCGAAGGUCCCAUGCCACAGGAGACAUAUAGACCUUGCGCGCGCCCAGUAGGGCUGGCGGAAGUCCGAAAUAAUGGCACUGGGAAUUGGAAUUUCAUGGUUGGCGUUCGAACGUUCAGAAAGGGAAUUGGUCGGCGCCUCAGUAUGUGUGCCGUUCACGCCAAGGCGCGUCAGGCUACAAUGCUGGCUUGCAGGUGACGUCCGCCUGCGGUCAUCCCAGUGAAUUUGAUGCAUAUCUUUACUUUCAAGAGCUGGUCGCUCCACCUUGCGCGCGCAUCCUUGGGCAAUCGACCAGAUAAGUGCGCGCGAGGCGGUUGUGUCUCUGGCGCGAGACCCUGCCAGUGCAGCUUCUUUCUCUUCACCGCGGAGGCGAUUGUUUAUUUCAUUCCGCCUUGCGUGCACACCCGUGGACAAUCGACCAGAUAAGUGCGCGCGAGGCGUGGAAGCGUCUCCGUCGGAA
Messenger RNA from Prorocentrum cordatum, 1931 nucleotides. Lineage: Eukaryota; Dinophyceae; Prorocentrales; Prorocentraceae. The record is from the annotation of a GenBank genome assembly.